Alexandromys fortis (reed vole) is the source of this 4255-nucleotide messenger RNA. It is a transcript of the gene Ifnlr1, whose product is annotated as interferon lambda receptor 1. The coding region runs from base 867 to 2198 and encodes 443 amino acids. Gene Ontology annotation, molecular function: cytokine receptor activity; protein binding. The record is from RefSeq and is a predicted model, not a curated record. NCBI's taxonomy places the organism in Eukaryota, Metazoa, Chordata, Mammalia, Rodentia, Cricetidae. The transcript is spliced from 6 exons. Gene Ontology annotation, cellular component: plasma membrane. Gene Ontology annotation, biological process: cytokine-mediated signaling pathway.
GGUGGAAGAGUGAGUGAGGGAUGGAUGGGCUUCCCUGGGCUCUCUGUGUUCCCGGUGUCAACAUUCGGAAGUUCUCUGGGUCUCUGGGAGAUGGUAUCUAGCAGGUUCUUAGAGAGGGGCUCUUGCAGGAGGUCAGAGGGUGGGGAGAUCAUUGAUAGGCUUGUUGGAGAUGGGGUGGAGUCCGGCUUGGGUGGAGCUGUGAGGGUCGAGACACCAGGGGACGGAAGCACGUGGACUUUGUUUUAGCCACGUUUCUGUUGCCGUGUUAAACACCACAGCCAAGGCAACGUAGGGAAGAAGGAGUUCAUUUCAGCUUAGGGUUCCAGAGGAGAAGUCCAGGAUGGUGGAGGAGGCAUGGUAGCGAUAGUAGGGUCUGGAAGAUUACAUCUUCUUAUGCUGCCUGGGGGACCAGCCUCCAGCAGCUCAGGGCUCAGAGGGAAUCCACGGAGUCAGCUUACUAUGACCUUUUUAAUCUGAUGGGGUAAGGGAAAAGAUGCUCACACUCUCUUGAUGGUUUCCUUCUUUAUUCUUCUAUAUUCCGAUUCUUUAUUUUUCCUCUGCAGCUGGUUUACCCCCACAGACUCUUUCAGGCAGUACAGAAAUUACAAUGUGGUUACAUUCUCAUUCUGUUUUUCUAGGGAAUGACUGCAGUGAAUAUAAGUAAGAAACAUGUUUUUCAUUUCCCUUACAUGAUUAAACAUAUUAUGUAUUACAGAUGAAAAGCAAGUUAUCCCCAAGAACCCACGUCCAUUUAUAUCCAAGCAACUUGUUAUAGAUCAACAGAGUGUAAGCAAGCAAGCUACCCCAGCUCCGAGCCUUGGCGAAAAGUGGAGCAGUGCAAAGGCACCACAGCUCUGGUGUGCCCCAUGAUGUGCCUGAAGAACCAGGAUCUGUACAGAAAGUUCAGGGGACAAGUGCGGGCUGUGUCUGCGCAUGGCAGGUCCCCAUGGGUGGUGUCCCCAUACCUGGAGUACUUUUUUCAAGUGGGGCUGGCCCCGCCCACCCUUGUGCUCACCCGGAUGGAGAAGAUCCUAUGGGUCAAUGCCACCUACCAGCUGCCGCCUUGUGUGCCUUCUCUGGACCUGAAGUAUGACGUGGAAUUCUGGAAGGAGGGCGAGGAACACAAGACCCCAUAUCCUGCCAAUUCAUAUGACCAACCUGUUAAGAUCCCUCUCCCGAAAGGUGCUAACGGACGUCACUGCCUCAGCGCCAGGACUUACUAUCCUCACACUGAGAUCAAGUACAGCCCCUUCUCUGAACCCAGCUGCAUCUUUCUAGAGGACCCAGGGGCCACCUGGGCUCUCCUGACACUGCUCUUAGGCUUCCCUCUACUGGUAGCAGCUGCUGCAGCGGGUGUGAUCUGGAAGAAACUGGAAGGGGACCCCUGGUUUCAGUGGGUGAAGAGGCCUCAAGCACUGGACUUUACUGAAUACAGAUAUCCCACGGCAGCCUUUCUUCCCAGUGAACCUGAGUUCCUGGAUGACCUGGUCCUCUGUCCCCAGAAAGAACUGACCAUAAAGACCAGACCAGUCCCUCCAGUCAGAGACCCAGGCACACUACAGGAAGGACCAGAAGAGGACAGCACCGAGGAUGAAGAUGAGGACACAGAUGACAGUGACAGCCUCCAACCCUACCUGGAACGGCCCCUCUUCGUGAGGGAGAAGCUCCAGACAAUGGGGCACUCAGAGGCAGAUGAGUCUGGGGUAGACUCAGGAAGGAGCGAAGACACGUCAACCUGGGACUCUUCAGACAGGAGCUGGUCCAGCACGGUGAACUCCUCACUUAAGGACGAUGCUGGAUCUUCCAGCUGUUUGGACAAGAAGGAGCCAGACCAAGAGCCUGGUGGGGAUGGGCACCAGGAGGCACUUCCAUGCCUGGCAUUUUCUGAGGACUUGGGCACUACUGAAGAGCUUCUAAACGAUGAACUCUUAAGGAGGAACAUUUGGGAUUCCUUAUCCCCAAAGAGAGAUCUGGUUCUUGGGGAGCCCCCAGUUUCUCUUCAGACACUGACUUUCUCCUUGGGCAGUUACGCUGAGGAAGAGGAGGGGGAGGAAGAAGAGGAGGAGGAAGAGGAGGAGGAAGAGGAGGAUGGCUGGGAAUCAGAACCCAAGGGCAGUGUCGCCAGCUGCUGGAACACUUCAAGCCUGCAGAGGACAGAGGUCAGGGAUGAGAUGCUGGGAGAUUAUAUGGCCAGGUGAGCUGGCCCUGGUGGCCCAUCCAGCCUGGUAUUGCUACCUCUACUGAACUUCCCAGAGACACCUCCAGGUCUCAAGUCAUGUCCCUUCCUAAGAUAUUCAAGGUCCUGGCCACUUAUUUGUGGAUCACCCACAAGCUCUGUCAUUUGGAUUGAGCUGUAAGAUGUCACCGUUUCCUGUGACCCACUGGCUUUAGAUGGCCCAUGAGAGGGAUGCAGCUGUGGGCAGAGACUCGUUGAUGUCCAGUCUCCCCAUUGUCCCAGGGAAGGCGGACCUUGUGGAACAUCUUCCCUGGAUGAAGUGAAACAGGUAAAGCCAGGUGGCUGUGGACCCCAAGGAUAGACAUGCCCUAGAUCAUAAGUCAUGUAUAGCAUUGCACACAACAGACCACGGUUCAAAUCCCAGCCCUGCCAUUUACCAGUAGUAACCUGAGCAAGCCACACUCAAUCUCUGUGCCUCGGUUUCCUCUUCUGCAGCUGUCAUGUGGGUAUGGUGAGGAUUCGGGAGUUUUCAGGUAUGUGUAGCUGGGGCCACCUGUGUCACUUGUACCGUCUGUGCGCUAGAAGCCUCCCUCUGUUCAGACUCCUGGGAGACCAUAGGCAUCUCUCACCAGAGCCCCUAAGCCAAGAGUGACAAGAAUAGUUACCUUCCAACAUAUCUACCCUCUAGGUCACCCCAUCCUUCCUUGUCACCUUCAUACCUUCUAGUCAUGGGCUCCCUGAAACCAGAGCCCAGCCAGCUUUACUUCCUUCUUGGAUAUAGGCCACCUUCCAGGGGCCAGAUUUGUUGGGGCAGUGCAGAAACUGCAUUCCUGACCUGAUGUCACUUUUGGGUGGCCUCGUGACAGUUUUUUUUUUUUAACUGUUUGUGGUCAUAAUGAGAUCUUAGUGUCUGAGAAACCAGUGUCUUUUGGGAACAGGUGACUGUCCUUUUUGGAGUGCCCUUUAACUAGUACUUUACUGCAUGAUGCCAAAAAGACCCCACAACCACGUUACCCGUGAUGCUGUGUGGCUUUGAGGCUGGCAUAAAGCCAUAGCUUUACAGAACACAUGUGGGUCAACCCUUAAGGGCAUCUGGGCCAGGGUUUCUCCAACUCAUUCCCAACGCCUCUGGGAGCCCAGGCUCUUUCCCUCCAAUGCCAGUAGCCUCACUGAGCCAAUAUAAACACAGUGGCCUUGCAUAGAAGGUGUGCUGGGGGGCGGGGGGUUCACAACCAACAAAAGGUUCUCUGUGCUCUGUCUUUGUAUCUGUCUGGUUUCAAACAGAGGGCCUGAGGUACAACGUGGCAAUCCUCUUUUUGAAGUUACCUGGCAAAGCUGUCCUAAUGAUGUAAUACGUGUGGUCCCAAGAGUUUCUGAUCUCAUUGCACUGACAGGAGGCCUUUGCCACCACCUCUGGGAUAGACACACACACACACACACACACCACCUACCUCUCUGGGGUUUCCUUGCAAUGAAGCUUGGCCACAUUCCUGAGGCCAGAAGAACAACAAAUGAGCAUGCUCAAGGAGGGCACAGCGCAGGAGCAGCCUCGGGAAAUGUUCCCGGAAAGGCCACUGUCCUUUCUGAGACCCAGCUGAGCUGCUCCGUGGAGGCGCUGGCGGAAAUCCUUCAAAGUGACCGUUGGUCCAGUGCUGUCCGCAUCUUAUGUGCUGGCUCUCUGACCUUCCACCUCAUUGUUUAAAAUAACAAUUUCCCUAAGCUUACUCUCUGGACCAGCCUGAGCCUUUCAGUCAUCCUAAAUUCCAGUUCCUUUCAGCCAUUCUUAGGUCAUUGACAAAAAGCCCGUGGGAAGCCCACGGAAAGGGCAUGAGGAUUCACGUAGAUGUUCAGAACGUGUGCUCAGCAUUUAACUUGUAUAAUAGCCUUGUCUGUACAGGCAUCUGGGGACGGCAAGGUCGUCGAGGUCAAAGUGAUUGCCUUGGGUCACAACGGUGUGUGGCUUCAGCACACAUAUCUGUAUUUCUGUCGAAUUUUGCACUGUGUUUUAUAUCCUAUUUAAAGAAGCUUUAAUAUCUGUUGUAUAAUACUAAGACCCUUGAAUAAAGAGAUCUAUUUUUA